Molecule: messenger RNA, 648 nt
Organism: Mycosarcoma maydis (corn smut)
Lineage: Eukaryota; Fungi; Basidiomycota; Ustilaginomycetes; Ustilaginales
Product: peptide-methionine-S-sulfoxide reductase
Exons: 1
Coding region: 1-648 (215 amino acids)
Molecular function (GO): peptide-methionine (S)-S-oxide reductase activity
Source: RefSeq, a predicted model, not a curated record
AUGAGCCGAUUCUUUUCGCUCUUCACCAGAUCAUCGCAACCUCUGAUCCAACACCUCGGACCACCGACCACGCCUACCGCACAAGCCGCCCAGGAAGCGCUCAAGGGUAGCAACGCCGCUAUGUCUGCACAGGAGACGGCCACGGUCGCUAACGGUUGCUUCUGGGGCACAGAGGACAUCUACCGCAAAGCUUAUGGAAACGGCAAGGGUCUGCUCGAUGCCAAAGUGGGCUUCAUCGGUGGCCAAGAGUCGAGCAAGAACCCAUCGUAUGAGGAGGUCUGCACAGGUCGCACUGGUCACGCCGAGGCUGCUCAGAUCGUGUAUGACCCGUCCAAGGUGUCAUAUGCCGAGAUAAUCGAGUUCUUCUACCGAACCCAUGACCCCACGCAGCUUAACCAGCAGGGCAACGAUCGAGGCACACAGUACCGUUCUGCCAUCUUUGCGCACGACCAGACGCAGCUCGAUAUCGCAAAGAAGGUGACCGAAGAGGUGCAGAAAAAGCACUUUGACCCGAAAGGCAAGAAGAUUGUCACGCAACUCGAGAUUCGAAAGAAAGAGGACUUCUUCCCUGCGGAUGACUACCACCAGAAGUACCUCAUCAACCAUCCUGAUGGAUACCACUGCUCUACACAUCGAUACUGGUGGUGA